This is a messenger RNA of Engraulis encrasicolus (European anchovy), 696 nucleotides long. Its product is annotated as caveolin-2-like. The transcript is spliced from 3 exons. Lineage: Eukaryota; Metazoa; Chordata; Actinopteri; Clupeiformes; Engraulidae. Gene Ontology annotation, cellular component: sarcolemma; caveola; focal adhesion. Gene Ontology annotation, biological process: cell differentiation; caveola assembly; regulation of cytosolic calcium ion concentration. Gene Ontology annotation, molecular function: molecular adaptor activity. The record is from RefSeq and is a predicted model, not a curated record. The coding region runs from base 1 to 696 and encodes 231 amino acids.
AUGGAGCGGACGGAGAGCCCGGUGGCGGAGACCCGCAUCGACCUGGAGGGUCUGGAGCAGCAGCUGAGGACGGAGCUGUGGGAGCAGCCGGGCGUCUACACCGACUCGGCCUCUGCCUCCGUCUCGGGCGUGGAGGAGCGGGAGGAGGAGGUGGCCAUGGAGGAGCUCGUGGCCAUGGGGGAGACGCUGCUGGUGGAGGCCCAGGCAGAGGUACUAGCAGAGGCAGUAGGGGAGACGCAGGAGGAAGUGGGGGCCCCGGAUGGGGCAGCACCAGUCCCCAAGGAGCCCAUCACCCCUGCCAACAUGCGGCCUCCUAUGAUAGACAGGGACCCUCGAGGAGUCAACAAAUGCCUCAAGGUGAACUUCGAGGAUGUGAUUGCGGAGCCGCCAUCGGUGCGUAGCUUUGACAAGGUGUGGGUGGGCAGCCAUACCAUGUUCGAGGUGUCACGCCUCUGGUUCUACCGCAUCAUCUCCCUGCUGCUGGCCAUCCCCGUCUCCCUGGUGGCCGGCAUCCUCUUCGCCAUCCUCAGCUGCCUGCACAUAUGGUUGAUCAUGCCGUGUGUGCAGCUGUGUCUGAUCAAUAUGCACUGGAUAAAGGUGCUGUGGGCCAGCGUACUGGACAUUGUCAUUGGGCCUCUGUGCAGCAGCCUGGGCAAGUGCUGUGGGACCAUCAACAUACACAUAGCAAAGGACUAA